Messenger RNA from Helobdella robusta, 642 nucleotides. RefSeq lists its product as hypothetical. The coding region runs from base 1 to 642 and encodes 213 amino acids. Lineage: Eukaryota; Metazoa; Annelida; Clitellata; Rhynchobdellida; Glossiphoniidae. The record is from RefSeq and is a predicted model, not a curated record. The transcript has a single exon.
AUGUUCAAUCAGUGGCCGAAUAUGAAUAAUCUGCCACUCAUGCUGCCCCAACUGUUUUCAAUGCAGCAGCAGCAGCAACAACAGCGUCCGACAGCGGCCCCCAACGUUCCAUUCAACUGGAUGGGGCUCCAGAUUCCUCAACCGUUCAAUAAUUUAUUCAAUGCAGCCGGUACUCCAGCGAUGGCAAAUAGCGCGAAUUUAAGUUCCACUAUCAAUCAACAAAAUCAGCCAAAUCCUAAUAACUUCCCUCCUAAUAACUUCAAUAUGUUGAAUAAUUUUGCAAUGGGUGGGGUCGGAAGUGCCAGCACCAUAAACAGAUUUAUGGCCCCGCUACCUCCUGCGUCUGAUCCUCCCAGGACCCAGCCCCCUCCUCCGCCAGAUCCAGCUUCUCAAAAUGCAUCCCAGUCUUCUUCUGCCAUCAGCACGUACGAUGGUAACAAUGGUAUCAACAAGAAUAUGAGUGGCAGUAGCAAUCAACAGUUUGGAGCCACUAAUAGCAGUCAGUACAAGAUGAAUUGGCAGACGUAUCAAGGUGGGGAGGAUCAGAAGGUGCAUUGUAGUGAUCCUGUAUUGGGUGAGGGAAUUUAUUCUUAUUUACAUUUCAUGGUCAUUAUUUAUUCAUCAUUUAAUUAUAUUCUAUAA